Thamnophis sirtalis is the source of this 3246-nucleotide messenger RNA. Lineage: Eukaryota; Metazoa; Chordata; Lepidosauria; Squamata; Natricidae. The record is from RefSeq and is a predicted model, not a curated record.
CCACCCGGGCAGUACAAUGUCCACAACAGAGCAACAAUCAACAGAGGCCUCUCCAUCUUCAAAUUCAAAUUCAUCCACUUACUACGAAGCUGUAGAAGCAGAAGCAGCCAAUAAAUAUGAACCUGUUUCUCCUCACUGGUCUUACUGCAGGACAGUAGAUUCCAGAGACAAAUGGAUUCCCUUCAGUGAACAAGAUUCAGAGAAGUUGGAAACAGCUUAUCAGUCUAGCAAGCAUUGCAAGGAGGUGAUUGUGCCUACCGAAGGGGGCCGGUAUGACGUCCACUUAAAGAAGAGGGUGCGCUAUGCUGUUUACUGGGAAGAAGAAGAAUCAGAAGUAAGACGCUGUACUUGGUUUUAUAAAGGCGAUAAAGACAACAGAUACAUUCCAUAUCCUGAAAACUUCAGUGAACAGCUAGAGGACACUUAUAUGAUUUGUGUGACCUUAGAUGAAUGGAAGAAGAAAUUGGAAUCUCCAAACAGAGAAGUAAUCAUAUUACAUAAUCCAAAGUUAAUGGUACAUUACCAGCCAGUAGCAAUCACAGACGACUGGGGUGUGAGUCCUGCAGAACAAGGCCGGCCAAGGACUGUGAAGAGAGGAGUGGACAGUAUAUCUGUUGAAAUCCCUCAUGGGGAACCAACGCAAAUUGAUCAUUUAGUUUUUGUUGUUCAUGGAAUUGGACCAGCUUGUGAUAUUCGAUUCCGGAGUAUCGUUCAAUGUGUCAACGACUUCCGCAGCGUUUCCUUGAACAUGCUCUCAGCCCAUUUCAAGAAAGCUCAGGAACAGCAACAGAUUGGUCGAGUUGAAUUUAUUCCAGUGAACUGGCACAGUACUUUACAUACAGGAGUAGAUGUAAAUUUGGAGAGAAUCACCUUGCCAAGCAUCAACCGCUUACGUCACUUCAUCAAUGAUACCAUUCUGGAUGUGUUUUUCUACAACAGCUCUACUUACUGUCAAACCAUUGUGGAUACGGUUGCAUCAGAAAUGAACCGGAUUUACCUGCUCUUUUUGGAGAGAAAUCCUGAUUUCAAAGGAGGCGUCUCCAUAGCUGGCCAUAGCUUAGGGUCUCUGAUAUUAUUCGAUCUUCUCACAAAUCAGAAAUGGACAUCUGAUGAGCAAGAAAAAAAAGAGGGAUUACAAAGACUGGUAAUGCAUCAGGAAGUCAACAAAUCUAUGAAGGACAUCUUAGCAGAACUUGAUCUUUCUGAAUAUUAUGCUGUGUUUGAGAAGGAAAAAAUGGACCAUCAAGCAUUGGCCUUGUGCACAGACAAGGAACUUAAAGAGAUGGGGAUCCCCUUGGGACCCAGAAUCAAGAUCCUGCACUAUUUAAGGAAGAGGAGCAACUCUCAGAAUUGAAGGAAGGCCUCACUCGGAUGAGCAUGGACCUGAAAAAUAACUUGCUGGGUUCCUUGAGGACCGCUUGGCAGUCUUUCACCAGAACAUCAUUGCCAGCUGUGGAGGCAGGAGCCACUGGAGAUGUGGAACAUGAAUCGGAAGCUGAAACGAGCACGGAGAAGCAACCCGUUUUCUUCCAUAUGAAUACAGAGGAGAAACCAGAGGAGAAACCAGAGGAACCAACCACAUCAGCAAAAGAGGAUCCGCCUCCAGUUAAUGUGGGCCUGCUGAAUGGGGGCCACCGCAUUGACUAUGUGCUUCAAGAGAAACCCAUUGAAAGCUUUAACGAAUAUUUAUUUGCACUGCAAGGCCAUUUAUGCUACUGGGAGUCAGAAGACACAGUAUUAUUAUUGUUGAAAGAGAUUUAUCAAACAAAGGGCAUCAGCAUGGAUCAGCCCCCUUUGUAGAGACAAACUGAUCAGCUGCACAACUCUGGAUACCAAAUAUAUGUCCCGUGUCACCUUCCUCUUUUGUCUGAUGUGAGCAGCAUGCUUCCUCCUCACAGUCUGGAACUCUAUUCAGAGAUGGUAGUGAGCAUUGAGAUCCUGUCGGAUUCCUGGUAUAUUCAGGCCCUUGUCAAUUAACGAUCUACAUUUUCUGUCUACAGCCAGUGUGUCUUUAGAUCCGGUGCAAUACCAGUUGUGUCACCUUCAGUUUAUGCACUAGUCAAGACUUGAAAUUGGUGCUAGAAUUUCACAUCUUGUCUCCAUUAGAAAAACCUCAAGAUGAGUGAUGGGCAAUGAAGGAUUUUGACUUUUAGAAGCACUUCUGAGGCCGUUCCGAGUGUUCAGCAUUACAUGUCAGAUUAUUUGUGGGGAGUUCAUUUUUGUUUUGUGUUAUCUUAUUGCUGAUUUACUCAAUACAGGGCUCAAGGUCAAAGUGAAAAGCUGGGCAAGCCAAGUCCCAUUCUUCUCUGAAAUAAGUAUAAUGGUGACGACGACGAUGCCAGCAAUAGCAAUCCUAUCAGUCUACUUUUCUAAAGCAGGGAAAGUGUAUACCUACUUACCUGGGAAGGAACUGGCAAAGCUUGUAGAUUUGAUCUUGUUUACAGCGAUCAGGAUAUGGAUGAAUGACUCCUCUCCCUGUGUUAUUGCAAACAUUUGUAGAAGCUGUGUGUUUAUGUUCUGAUGUGAGAGGUGCCAAACUUCAUAUAAGCAGCAGUUUGAUACACCCUUUUCAGUGCAUGCAAUUGGGUUCUUGAAAGCAUCUGAAGAACGAGGUCACAUCCUAGAAACCUCGACCCACGUAGUCAUUGGACAGAUGAUUGUUUCUUCAAGCACCAGAUAAGGGCAGCUCUAUCUAUACCAGCAGUUUUACUUGGGAGCUCUCAGGGUGAUUGGCUGACCAUUUGGACAGACAAUUCACAUUGUUGGUUUAGUCUGCCAGAGUGUAAAUUCAAUGCAUGGCUCAACAUCUUGACUGGCUAGUUAUGGAACCCAUCUGUGAUUUCAUGGUGUAUAUAUGUUGGAUGACUUUUUCUUUUGUCACAAAGUGGUCAAUUGCUUUUCACUUACCUGACAUUCUACAAAAUUUCUCUUUUCAAGAAAGUCUUGACCAAGGGAGCAGCAAGCAGCAUGUUUACAAGUAGGAUGUGAUCACGCUGUCGCUACACUCUGUUCACCUUGUGUAUUCCAAUUCUGCGCCGGAUACUUAGUUGUUCUCGUUGUUUGCACUGUUAUUGCAUCAUUGAAUUUCCCAGCCUCUCAUGCUACACUUGUGGCUGAACAGAAUGCCAUUUGAUAUGACCAAAUUCUCAAUUGGAGUAUCAAUAGGAAAAGUCAAGCAGUUGGAAGUUAAUGCACUUUGUAAAAUAUUACCUUUAAAAAAAAAAAAAGUUAUUUAACUUUUUUCCA